UUUGUUUGCUGCUGCUUCUUCGCACGCCGGACCUCCGCACCUGCUGAAGGAGAAGAAGAAGAGGAAGAAGAGGAAGAAGAAGAUGGGGCUGGAGUUCGAGGUGAGGGCGGCCGGCGGCAUGGAGGACUGCUUCGUCUCCCUCCCGCCGCCGCUGAUACAGACCCUCCAGCAGUCCACGCCGUCCGGGCUCCUCCCCCACCCCCUCGCCCUCGAGCUCCGCUGCCUCCGCACCCGCGGCUCCUGGGUCGUCGCCUGGUCCGGCGCCGCGUCUCCCUCGUCGGCGAUCGAGGUUUCUCAGCAAUUUUCUGAGUGCAUUUCAUUACCUGAUCGAGUUACUGUUAAAGUGCGAGUUAUAUCAAACUUGCCCAAUGCUACUCUAGUUAUGGUGGAGCCACUUAGUGAGGAUGAUUGGGAAGUUUUGGAGCUAAACGCAGAGCAUGCUGAGGCUGCUAUGUUGAAGCAGGUCCGGGUUCUUCAUGAAACAAUGAACUUCCCCUUGUGGUUGCAUGGCCAAGCCGUCACAUUUCGUGUUAUCUCGACAUACCCAGAGAAAGCUGUAGUCCAACUUGUGCCGGGGACUGAAGUUGCCGUUGCCCCAAAGAGACGCAGGAAAAAUCUGCUGAGAAAUGAAGAUCACUCCACACAGUGUCCCAACAGGAAGCAACAACCACAAAGGGCAUUACUGCGAAUUCAAGAACCGGAUGAGAGAUUGAUACACAAGAAUAAAGUCAACGGUGUUGAUCUAGGAAUAGUUCUCACAGCUAUUGCUUAUAUUCACCCAGAAACUGCUAGGAACUUUGGCUUUGAUCCUCUUAGUACAGUUAUUAUUACACCCUUUUCAGCAAAGGAGAGCAGCAAAAAUCCUACAAACAAUUCCUUCCAACAGAAAAUCAAUUUGAAUGGAAAGGAAGGGAGCAGAGGAAUCGAGAAGAAUGAAGUACGUAAUGCAGUAGUUUGCCUUUUGAUUUCUGAAUCUGUGGCCAAAGGACAUAUUAUGAUUUCGCGGUCUCUUUGCAUGUAUCUUGGAGUUGGCCUUCAUUCGUGGGUUCACAUGAAGAGUUCCUUUACAAUUUUGAACAAGAACAUUUCGUCGAUGUUGGUCUCUCCUGCCCAUUGUAAGUUGCUAGGGAAGGAAAAAACUCCUGAGAAAAAUGGGGAAGGAGAGCUUAAUCUGCACAGAUACAAAAGCAAGAAAAAGAUGCAUCUGGAUGUGCACACGGGCUUUUUUAUGGAUGCUGAAGACUGGUCUUCUCAUAAUAAAGUUGUUGAUGCACUGUCUCGUGCGCUUUCUGAAAACAAGGAUGAUGAGAAUUCUUAUGGCUCUGGGUUGCCGUGUCUUCUUAAAUACUGGCUUUUGGCACAUCUUGAUACUAUUGCUUCUACUUCUCAGAAGGAAGUUACUUCAUUGUUUUUGGGGAAUCAGACUUUGCUUCAUUUUGUUGUAAAAAUUGACAUGUUUGGAUCUCCAGGAAAGGAGAAGUUAUUAAACAAUUUAUUGGCUAACAGAUCUAAAUUGGAAGAACAGAGGGCUUCAAUAUUAUUCUCACUGACUAUAUCUGGUGGGUUAACCCAACAUGAGAAGUUCAGUGCAUACGAGCUAGCAUUAAAUGAAGGGAAUGACAAGCUCAGUGAAGAAAUGAAGUUCUUGGGCCAAAAGUUGGGUUGGGGUGACCCAACUUCCCUUUAUUAUAUCAAAGAUACAAAUUACGAGGAGGACUUCGAUGCAGAUUUAUCUUCAUUGAGCUGGAUUCGGACAGCUGCUUCUGAUGUUGUCAACCGGUUGAUGGUUUUGCUCUCUUCAGCUUCUGGGAUGUGGUUCAGCAAGUAUGAUCUUCCUCUGCCUGGACAUGUCCUAAUACAUGGCCCUCCUGGGUCUGGGAAGACGCUAUUGGCAGGUGCUGUUGCAAAGAACUUGAAGUAUCAGCCUGACUUUUUUGCUCACAUAGUUUUUAUUCAUUGUUCUCGGUUUGCCCUAGAAAAGGGUUCCCUCAUCCGUCAGAAACUAUCUAGAUACAUAACCAAUGCUUUAGAUCAUGCACCUUCACUUGUGGUCUUUGAUGAUCUCGAUAGCAUCAUUUCUUCCUCUUCUGACUCAGAAGGGCCAGUAUCGUCGACUUCUGCAAUGGAGCUUACAGAAUUUCUCAUAGACAUUGUGGAUGAUUAUGCGGAAAAAAGGACGAGCUCAUGUCGAAUUGGACCCAUUGCUUUCCUUGCGACGGUGAGAGCUCUAGAUAAAAUACCGCAGGCCUUGAGUUCCUCAGGGAGGUUUGACUUCCAUGUGCAACUGCCUGCUCCUGCUGCCACGGAACGUGAAGCUAUAUUGAAACAUGAAAUGCAGAAGCGUUCUUUAGAUUGCGCUGACGAAAUCUUACAUGAAGUGGCAUCCAAAUGUGAUGGUUAUGAUGCCUAUGAUUUGGAAAUAUUAGUUGAUCGAGCUAUUCAUGCUGCUGUUGGCCGUUUUAUGCCUUAUUCACUGUCUUUGAAGAGGCCUGAGAAGAUGAGUCUUCUCAGAGAUGAUUUUUUGAGAGCACUGCAUGGCUUCCUUCCAGUUGCUAUGCGCGAUAUCACAAAAACUGCUCCUGAAGGUGGUCGUUCUGGAUGGGAUGAUGUUGGUGGACUCAGUGAUAUCAAGAAUGCCAUUAAGGAGAUGAUCGAAUUGCCUUCAAAAUUUCCAAAAGUGUUUUCACAAGCUCCUCUAAGGCUACGGUCAAACGUUCUUUUAUAUGGACCUCCAGGCUGCGGCAAGACACACAUUGUUGGUGCUGUAGCAGCAGCUUGUUCUCUUCGAUUCAUAUCAGUGAAAGGGCCUGAGCUGUUGAAUAAGUACAUUGGUGCUUCUGAGCAAGCUGUUCGGGAUAUAUUCUCGAAGGCAGCAGCUGCAGCACCUUGCCUUCUCUUUUUCGAUGAAUUUGAUUCCAUUGCUCCAAAAAGGGGGCAUGAUAAUACGGGGGUUACUGACCGUGUCGUCAAUCAAUUUUUGACUGAAUUAGAUGGUGUUGAAGUUUUAACUGGAGUGUUUGUUUUCGCGGCAACAAGUAGACCGGACUUACUUGAUGCUGCGCUUCUGAGACCUGGCAGGCUCGAUCGUCUUCUGUUUUGUGAUUUUCCUUCUAUACAGGAGAGGCUGGAUGUUCUUAAAGUUCUAUCGAGGAAGCUCCCCUUGGCCAGCAAUGUGGACUUAGAUGCCAUAGCUCAUAUGACAGAAGGAUUCAGUGGAGCUGAUCUUCAAGCUCUGCUUUCCGAUGCACAGCUUCAAGCUGUUCAUGAUCUUCUCGACAGAGGGGAGGUCGAUCAGCAUGGGAAAAAGCCAAUUAUAACCGACUCUCUUCUGAAGUCCGUUGCUUCAAAGGCGAGGCCGUCAGUCUCAGAUGCUGAGAAGAGAAGACUGUAUAGCAUCUACAGCGAAUUUCUCGAUGCAAAAAGAUCUACUGCUGCUCAGUCGAGAGAUGCGAAAGGAAAGAGGGCAACUCUAGCAUGACGAGCGGACUGGAAUCAUUUCCAUGGCGUCUUGUCCCUUUUUUGACACAUCUAUAUAUUCUUUUCGUUAUUGAAUUCUAACAUCUAUCCCCAAAUCUAGAAUUGUGCAUCCCCAAUCAGGAAAUUCAACUGGGGAUUCUGAUAGUUGCUUAUUAUGCAUCUGUUGUAGUCAAUC
Syzygium oleosum is the source of this 3652-nucleotide messenger RNA. Its product is annotated as peroxisomal ATPase PEX1-like. The transcript is spliced from 17 exons. Lineage: Eukaryota; Viridiplantae; Streptophyta; Magnoliopsida; Myrtales; Myrtaceae. Bases 83 to 3478 code for a protein of 1131 amino acids. Gene Ontology annotation, molecular function: ATP hydrolysis activity; ATP binding. Gene Ontology annotation, cellular component: peroxisomal membrane; cytosol; peroxisome. Gene Ontology annotation, biological process: protein import into peroxisome matrix. The record is from RefSeq and is a predicted model, not a curated record.